GCUUCCAGGGCACAGACAAGGAAUUUUAAAAACAGAGGACUUUGUAACCACAAAAUACUCUCUGAGAUUUAAAAGGCCACGGAGCUCCAGAUAAAUAAUCAUUUCUCUUUCUUCUAACGUCAUCAUUAUCUCAUCUCUGGGCCAAGAUGUGACAUGAGAUGCUGUUAACAUUUUGCAUUCCUUGAGCAAUCAGUUGAAGAGAUUAAUUUUUUUGCAGAAAGUUGAUUGGCUCUCAAGUUGUCCUUCAUGCCUUCAGUGACCAUUGACGAUGAGGACCACCCAGCCCUGGGAGUUCUACUUUAGGAUGGGAUAAAGAGAGAGUAUUUCCUGCCUGGGUCCUAGACUGGUACCACCUUGCAGGGUGAACAGAGAAACUUCUUCUUCCUAAUUCUGCUCCUCUGUCCUCCGAUUACAAGUUGACACCGACAGCAAGCCACCCAACUCCAUCACACACCGACUGGAGGUAAAGGAAGGGUGGAAAUGAGCUUCUGGACAAAGCUACCAGUAUUGGGGGUGCCAUUGUUCCUUGUCCUCGGCCUUGUUCCCGCUACUGAGACGGAAAGACCCUCCACCCAGGCUAGCGGCGGCACCUGGAGCCCCGGCCACCUGAUGGAAGUACUAGGAGCUCUGUCUGCUGGUAACCCCCCACCCCUGAACCAUUCGCGGAGCCUCAUCAAAACAUUGCUGGAGAAAACUGGCUGCCCACGGAGGACAAACAGAAUGCAAGGAGACUGCAGUCUGUGCUUUGAACCAGAUGCCCUGUUACUAAUAGCUGGAGGAGAUUUUGAGGAGCAGCUCCGAGAGGAAGUGGUCCAGAGAGUUUCUCUUCUCCUCCUCUAUUACAUUAUUCAUCAGGAAGAGAUCUGUUCUUCCAAGCUCAACAUGAGUAAUAAAGAGUAUAAAUUUUACCUACACAGCCUCCUCAGCCUCAGGCAGGACGAAGACUCCUAUUUCCUUUCACAGAACGAGACAGAAGAUAUCUUGACACUCACCAGGCAGUACUUUGACACUUCUAGAAGCCAGUGUAUGGAAACCAAAAUGCUGCAGGAAAAAUCUGGAAUAGUGAGCAGUGACGGUGCUGAUGAAAAUACACUUCCUCAGUUGGCGGCGACAAUCAUCGCUUUGUCCCUCCAAGGUGUUUGUCUGGGGCAAAGGAAUUUGCCUUCCCCAGACUAUUUUACAGAAUAUAUUUUCAGUUUUUUGAAUAGUUCAAAUACUCUCCACCUCUCGGAACUAGACCAACUCCUCAACAUUCUCUGGACCAAAAGUACCUGUAUCAGAAAAGAUAAAAUCCAUCAACUUCAAAGGAAACAGAACAACCUAUCAAUCUAUGAUUGGGGCUACCCUAAUCUAUCCACGGGCCAAGAGUCAGAUGAUGGUUCAGCUUCCUGGGAUGAGUCUUGCUUCUCUGCGGGGCAGCUGGUGGAGAUAUUUCUACAGAACAGUCUUUCACCCAUUUCCAAGGAAGACUUCAAACGAAUGAGUCCUGGAAUCAUCCAGCAAUUACUCAGCUGCUCUUGUCAGCUGCCUGAGGACCAACAAGCAAAGCUGCUACCAACCACUCUGGAGAAAUAUGGCUACAGCACGGCGGCCGUGGCCUUGCUCACACUGGGCUCCAUGCUCGGGACGACGCUGAUUCUGUUCCACAGCUGUGAGGAGACCUACAAGCUGAUUUUACAGCUCUUUGUGGGGCUGGCCGUCGGGACACUUUCUGGUGAUGCUCUGCUCCACCUUAUCCCUCAGGUCCUUGGUUUACAUAAGCAGGAAGGCUCAGAGUUUGGACAUUUCCAUGAAAGCAAAGGCCAUAUUUGGAAACUGUUAGGAUUAAUUGGAGGCAUCCAUGGAUUUUUCUUGAUAGAAAAAUGCUUUAUUCUUCUGGUAUCACCAAAUACUGAGAAAGGCCCAGAAGAUUCACAGGCAGCUGAAAUUCCUGUAGGCAGUAUGACAGCCUCCGACAGAAAAUGCAAAACCAUUAGCUUGUUAGCAAUAAUGAUACUGGCUGGAGACAGCCUGCAUAAUUUUGCAGACGGCCUUGUGAUAGGAGCGGCCUUCUCAUCUUCAUCUGAGUCAGGAGCGACCACCACACUUGCAAUCUUGUGUCACGAAAUUCCACAUGAAAUGGGAGAUUUUGCCGUGCUCUUAAGCUCUGGACUUCCUAUUAAGAUUGCCAUCCUUAUGAAUUUUAUAAGUGCUCUCACUGCCUUCAUAGGACUAUACGUUGGCCUCUCAGUAUCAACUGAUCCGUGUGUUCAAAACUGGAUCUUAACAGUUACUGCGGGAAUGUUCUUAUAUUUAUCCUUGGUGGAAAUGCUUCCUGAAAUGACUCAUGUUCAAACACGGCGACCCUGGUUGAUGUUUCUCCUGCAGAACUUUGGAUUGACCCUAGGUUGGCUUUCUCUCUUACUGUUGGCUAUAUAUGAACAAAAUAUUAAAAUAUAAGUUAAAGAGUCUCAAAAUCCUUCAAAAGCAAAUUUAUACGGCCUAAUUUUGUUUCUUUUGUUGUACUCUAGAGUGGCUGGUAAAUCAAGCAUUUUUAUCUUCAAGGAAGGGUGUGUGUCAUUUAGUUCAUUAACUUAUUAAUUCUAUGAUGCACUUUUGUUUUAGGAUAUAAAUGUCCGAUUGUCCUCAAUUAACAUUUUGGUAUCAGUACCAUGAUGGAACUCCUAUUUUUUUGAGUAAUUAAGAAUUUCUAAAUUAAUGCUGGUAAACUUUCAAACAAUAUUGUUUUGCUAACAAAGAAUGUAGUGUUUGAAGUGGACAGACGCCUGCUGGGAUCAAAUCGGCAGCAACUUCUUUGAUGUCAAUAAUAUUUUUCUUCUUGUAAGAUGAUAAACCAUAAGCAAAAUAAAU
Zalophus californianus (California sea lion) is the source of this 2850-nucleotide messenger RNA. It is a transcript of the gene SLC39A12, whose product is annotated as solute carrier family 39 member 12. The record is from RefSeq and is a predicted model, not a curated record. Gene Ontology annotation, molecular function: zinc ion transmembrane transporter activity. Gene Ontology annotation, cellular component: membrane. The transcript has 14 exons. Bases 481 to 2439 code for a protein of 652 amino acids. Gene Ontology annotation, biological process: intracellular zinc ion homeostasis; zinc ion import across plasma membrane. NCBI's taxonomy places the organism in Eukaryota, Metazoa, Chordata, Mammalia, Carnivora, Otariidae.